Molecule: messenger RNA, 930 nt
Organism: Leucoraja erinaceus (little skate)
Lineage: Eukaryota; Metazoa; Chordata; Chondrichthyes; Rajiformes; Rajidae
Gene: mien1
Product: selenoprotein W, 2a
Exons: 4
Biological process (GO): negative regulation of apoptotic process; positive regulation of filopodium assembly
Source: RefSeq, a predicted model, not a curated record
CGCGGCUCCGCCCCCGGUCGCCGAGGCUCCACCCCCGGACACUGAGUUCCCGCUCACCGGCGACAAGUCCCCGCGUCAAGGCGGCAAGUCCCCGCGUCACGGCAGCAAGUCCCCGCGUCACGGCAGCAAGUCCCCGCGCCCCAACGGCAGGUCCUCGCGCCAGGGCAGCAAUGCCCCGCCCCCCAACGGCAGGUCCUCGCGCCAGGGCAGUAAUGCCCCGCCCCCCAACGGCAGGUCCUCGCGCCACGGCAGCAAUGCCCCGCCCCCCAACGGCAAGUCCCCGCCCCCCAACGGCAAGUCCCCGCCCCCCGGCGGCAAGCGCUGGACGCGGCCCUCGCUGCAGGACAGGGAUAGUUCGGCCUUCGGUGCCCUGGAGGCGCUGUCCGUGGAUGCUCGGUCUACCCAACGUAGGGAGAGCUCGGUGCUGGACUUUGGCGGCCUGGAGGCGCCGAUGAAGGAAAUGUCGGACAGCCCAGCGCUGAGUUACAGCCUGUUGGAUGCCCCGCCACCGGCCCGGGCCCGCAAAUGGUGCCUGAGGGUACGAAUCCCGCUAUCAGGAUCUCGCCGAGAUAAUCUUGACGACGUUUCCUGAUGCGGCUGUUUCUGGCAAUGUUGGGAGGCAAGGCAGCUUUGAGAUUGAAGUCAAUGGGCAGCUAAUCUUCUCCAAACUGGAAACUAACGGAUUCCCUUAUGAAAAUGAUGUCAUGAAUGCAGUCCAGAAAGCUAACGAUGGAACAGAAAUGCAAAAGAUCAGCAAUAGCCGGGCUCCUUGUGUCAUUCUGUAGCCUUGGCUAAACUGUGUCUUUGCCAGUUGCUAACUUUCUAUACUUUCAGCACUUACAAUUCUUCUUUGAGGUAGCCUAGUGUAGAUAAAGGUAGGCAAUUAAAUGAGUAUACUUGCUGGGUCUACUUGUAGUGGGGGGGGGGGGG